CUGGGGAAGAAAUUUGAAAGGUUGUUGCUUUGACGAUAACUGUUAUCCGAAUUAACUACCUGUAAGGAGAAGCAUUUCAAUCUCCGUACCUUUUACUGCGCAAUGUCUACAGGGAGCGCGGAAAUGGAUACAAAGGAACUUAGGAAGUUAAUUGAAGAUAAGGCAAACGACGCAAUAGAAAGAAUACAAACAUAUCGCGAUACAUAUCGAAGAGAGAUGGCUGAGUGUAAGCAGUUUGUGAUCGAUAAAGUAUCUACGUUCUUUGCUGAUUUAGAAGCACGAAGUCAAAAACAAGAAAUCAUGGACGACGAAAUAAUUCAGGGGCUUAUAGUAGAACUCAUGGAACAACUCGAAAACAUAGAUACACUUUUGAGUGAAAUUCAUAUGUGUAGAGAUACACUUUCAAAACUAAACGAGAUGUUAACUGGAAAAGAUGCUUUUAACUGAAUUACACUGUUGUAAAUCUCUA
This is a messenger RNA of Schistosoma margrebowiei, 469 nucleotides long. The record is from the annotation of a GenBank genome assembly. NCBI's taxonomy places the organism in Eukaryota, Metazoa, Platyhelminthes, Trematoda, Strigeidida, Schistosomatidae.